AUGCAAGACACUGAGCAUUUAUAUGAAGUGCCUUGUGAUCUACUCACUAGUACUGAAUGCGAAACAGAACAAGUAAAAGAGCAACUCAAGCAUCUGAACAACGUCACACUUCAUAUUGCUGUUACAGGAUCAACCGGCGGAGGAAAAUCCAGCUUUAUCAAUGCAAUGCGAGGUCUUCAACCCGAUGAUGUCAAUGCAGCUCCCACUGGAGUGACUGAGAUGACAAUGACACCAACGGUGUACACACAUCCUACAAUGCCCAAUAUAAAACUCUGGGAUCUGCCAGGGACUGGAAGUCCCAAAUUCAAAGCCAAAAAAUAUCUAAAAGAGGUCAAUCUUGAGGCCUUUGACUUCUUCAUCAUCAUCUCCUCAGAGAGAUUCAAAGAAAACGACAUCAUGCUGGCUAAAGCAAUUAAAGAGAAGAAGAGGUUGUUUUAUUUCCUCCGCUCGAAGAUUGACAAUGACAUUCAAGCGGAAUCUCAAAGGAAAGACUUUGAUGAGCAGAAAGUGCUCUCUCACAUUCGUGAGGACUGCCAUAGAAACCUUAAGGAUAACCCAAAUGUUUUCCUGAUUUCCUCCUUUGAAUUGCAUAAAUAUGAUUUUCAGGCCCUCAUCGACACAUUGGAGAAGCAGCUACCUGCUCACAAGAGAGAUGCUUUGGUUUUGUCCUUGCCAAUAUACUCUUCCAGGAUUCUGGAGAAGAAAAUCGAAACAUUUUUUAAGCAAACCUGGCCAGCAGCCGUUGCGUCUGGUUGCAUUGCUGUGGCUCCUGUGCCUGGUCUUUCCAUUGCUUGUAAUGCUGGCAUUUUGCUGGGUUUCUUCACCAAGUGCUACUACGCCUUCGGUUUGGAUGAUGAAUCAAUCGACAAGUUGUCUGUGAGGGUCAAUAAUCCAUCCCUGAAAUCUGUAAGAAGUUCACCUCUAGUGGUUGCUAUUGGGCAAAAGAAACUCAGUAAUAAAGAGCUGUCAGCACUGACAAGUAAGGAAGCAGCUGUUAAAUUCGCAUGGAGUAUGGUUCCUGUUGUAGGGAGCAAAAUAACAGCAGAUAUGUCUUACUCUGGAACACUGAACCUUCUGCGAGCAGGACUUCAAGAUCUUGCGGAUACAGCCAGAGAAGUGCUGAAAGCUGCAGGUCUGACUGAUGUCUAUUAAAAUAGAUCAGAGUCAAAAGGUCAUGACACUGCUGUGGUCAUUGAUCUUUUUGGUUAAACUAGCUUAUUGCCAUAUUGCAAUAGUAUGAAUCACUCAAAUCUGUUUUAAAACAUGUAAAUAACUUUUAAAAACUAAAAAUUUUCUUUGACUUUAAACCAAGACUGAGGACAAAAAGUAAAACAUUCAAGACUGCGAUACAUACACACUUGGGGUG
This is a messenger RNA of Rhinichthys klamathensis goyatoka, 1366 nucleotides long. Its product is annotated as interferon-inducible GTPase 5-like. The transcript has a single exon. Gene Ontology annotation, cellular component: membrane. The coding region runs from base 1 to 1152 and encodes 383 amino acids. Gene Ontology annotation, molecular function: GTP binding. The record is from RefSeq and is a predicted model, not a curated record. Lineage: Eukaryota; Metazoa; Chordata; Actinopteri; Cypriniformes; Leuciscidae.